This is a messenger RNA of Striga asiatica, 459 nucleotides long. NCBI's taxonomy places the organism in Eukaryota, Viridiplantae, Streptophyta, Magnoliopsida, Lamiales, Orobanchaceae. The record is from the annotation of a GenBank genome assembly.
AUGGCCAGAAUCUCUUCCGGGCUUCGGUCGAAAGCUACCGAAUUAACAUUACCGGCAAGCACAUUCCCGGAGAUAUUUCCCUCCGCACCGUCUUUCGGGUCGACUAAUAUACCCUCGUCUUUGUGCCCUCGUCUUCCGAGCUUGUCCCUCAGUUCCGAAAUCUUGUUGGAGUUGUUCAUAAUUGUUGCGAAUACCUCGGGCCGAAUAUCAAGCUGCGGCCUCGGGAAUGUUGGCCUUCUGGCAGCCGAUGGGCUUUGGGCCUCCGUUGCUGAGACCGGGAGAUGCUUUGUCGAGCCCAUAACCGAGAGCGCCGCACAAGAAAAAUUCGGCCUCCAAGUACUCGAGAUUCAAAGGGAAAGCGACUAUGUCGGAAUCAAGAUGGGUGCAAUUCGGGUAAGAAGAAGCCGUACUAUUGUCAUGGUGGCCGCGGCAGAGAUGGAGGAGAAAGACGGCAGCUAA